AUGACAUCAAAUCCACCCGCAAAGCCCCUCAUCGCAGGCAAAAAGAUCAUCGUCGUCGGCGCCGGAAUCGCCGGGCUCGCGUUCCCUCUGGCUCUGCGCAGACAAUGGCCAGAGCAGUACGAGGCGGAAUUCCCCUUGAUCACCAUCUACGAGCGGGACAGUCGCGAGACCAGCAUUGGCCGCGAGGGAUACUCGAUUUCCAUCCGCGGAGACCCGCUUGCGGGUGGCAUGCAGGUUCUGCACAGGAUGGGUCUGCUGGAGCAGUUGCUCUCCGUGAGCAUUACGGGCAAGCCUGACGCGCGUGCCGAUGGCGGUGACUCUGGCGGAUUCUGCCUCUGGGAUAUCGACUGGAAGCCACUUCUUCGACUGACGGGUGUUUUCCAAGACAAGGAGUUGCCUGCCCCCUCGAUGCGGAUCAAGAGAGAUACUCUGCGACAGGUCCUGAUCGAGGCAGUUGGCAAGGAGUUGCACGAUGGUGCCAUCCACUGGGAGACGCCGUGCACAAAAGUCGAGACAUUGUCAAAGGAUAAUAAAAGGGUAAAGGUGCAUGUUAGCAAGAAGAGCAAGGAAGGCUCCUCUGAGCCCCAAGUCGACGAGUGCGAUAUCCUGAUCGUGGCGGACGGGGCAGGGAGCAAAGUCCGCGCGCAGUUCCGCCCGUCAGAUACUCUGAACUUCACUGGCAUCGUCUGCAUCUCUGGCACCUCGCGAUUCUCUGAAGGAAACAUCCCCAAGCCGAUGGACAAGGACUGGGGCGGCGUGCUCGGUGGCGGCGGUGUCGGGCUCUUCGUCUCGCCGGUCGACAGCCAAAGCGCGCUGUGGAGUCUGAGCUACCGGGCAGAUCAGCCCCGACAGAGGAUGAGACCGCCCCUGGCUGACGACCAGGUCCAGUCUCUCCUCCAAGAGGCGCUGGAGAGAAGCAAGCCAUUCCGCGAACCGCUGCAAACCAUGAUCAAGGCCACCGAUCCCACGACACUGAUGGUCUUCAACGCCAUGGACAAGCAGCCCUUCAGGCACGACGCAAAGUCGAACAUCAUUUUCAUCGGUGAUAGCAACCACGCCAUGAGCCCCUUUGCCGGCAACGGAGCCAACAUGGCGUUGCGGGAUGGCUGGUAA
Messenger RNA from Rasamsonia emersonii CBS 393.64, 1113 nucleotides. RefSeq lists its product as uncharacterized. Gene Ontology annotation, molecular function: FAD binding; monooxygenase activity. The record is from RefSeq and is a predicted model, not a curated record. Bases 1 to 1113 code for a protein of 370 amino acids. The transcript has a single exon. NCBI's taxonomy places the organism in Eukaryota, Fungi, Ascomycota, Eurotiomycetes, Eurotiales, Trichocomaceae.